Oryzias melastigma (Indian medaka) is the source of this 2821-nucleotide messenger RNA. It is a transcript of the gene far1, whose product is annotated as fatty acyl CoA reductase 1. The transcript is spliced from 13 exons. Gene Ontology annotation, biological process: long-chain fatty-acyl-CoA metabolic process. The record is from RefSeq and is a predicted model, not a curated record. Bases 179 to 1732 code for a protein of 517 amino acids. Gene Ontology annotation, molecular function: alcohol-forming very long-chain fatty acyl-CoA reductase (NADP+) activity. NCBI's taxonomy places the organism in Eukaryota, Metazoa, Chordata, Actinopteri, Beloniformes, Adrianichthyidae. Gene Ontology annotation, cellular component: peroxisome.
UCUCUGGAGGAGCCCGCUGUUCAUUGACGUCACGGCGUUUGGUGUAAACGGCUGGCUUCCGGCUGAGCCCUCACUCUGUCGUCUGAAGCGGCGCUCUGCACUGCCCCGACCGGUCACGGCUCACCGCGCGGACCCACAACUUUCCAACCCGGGAUAACUCGACGUCUGCGGAGAUAUCAUGGUGAACAUCCCAGAGUACUAUGCAGGAAAAAACGUGCUGCUCUCUGGAGCGACGGGCUUCAUGGGGAAGGUGCUGCUGGAGAAGCUGCUGAGAUCCUGUCCGGAAGUGGGAGCCGUUUAUGUGCUGGUCCGGUCAAAGGCGGGCCAGAGCCCACAGGCCCGCGUGGCCGACAUGAUCAACUGCAAGUUGUUUGAACGCUUGCAAGUGGAGCAGCCGGGCUUUGCCGAGAAGAUCAUCGCCGUGAACUCCGACCUCACUCUGGCAGAGAUGGAUCUCAGCAAAGAAGAUCAGGACAUGCUGGCGGAACGCAUUAACAUCGUCUUCCACUGCGCCGCCACCAUCCGCUUCAACGAGCCGCUCAAAGACGCCAUACAGCUGAACGUGCUGGCCACUCAGAAGAUGCUGGCGCUGGCCCGCAGGAUGAAGCACCUGGAGAUCUUCACCCACGUGUCCACAGCCUACGCCCACUGUGACAGAGAGGUCAUUGAGGAAGUCGUCUACCCUCCCCCUGUGGACUACCGCAAGCUCAUCGCCACUCUGGACUGGAUGGAUGAUGAACUGGUAUUGUCCCUGCUACCAAAGCUGCUGGGAGAGCGUCCCAACACCUACACCUAUACCAAAGCUUUGGCCGAAUACCUGCUGCAGCAGGAGGCGGGGGACAUCAACGUGGCCAUCGUCAGGCCUUCCAUCGUUGGCGCCAGCUGGAAGGAGCCUUUCCCGGGCUGGAUCGACAAUUUCAAUGGACCUAGUGGAAUAUUUAUAGCUGCUGGCAAAGGCAUCCUGCGAACGAUGAGAGCCUCUAACAACGCGGUGGCCGACCUGGUGCCUGUAGAUGUGGUCAUCAAUGCCACGCUGGCUGUGGCGUGGUACUCGGGGUCACAGAUGCACAGCAGGUCCAAAAACAUGCUGGUGUACAACUGCACCACCGGGGGAAUCAACCCCUUUCACUGGGGGGAAGUCGAGUAUUGUAUAAACAUGACCUUCAAGACCAAUCCGUUAGAGCAGGCCUUCAGAAGGCCCAAUGUCAAUCUGCGCUCCAACCCCUUUACUAAUCAGUACUGGACCACGGUCAGCCACACGCUGCCCGCCCUGCUCUAUGACGGCUAUCUCAGGCUGAUGGGUCGCAAGCCCCGGAUGAUGAAGACCAUUUCACGUCUCCACAAAGCCAUGAUGGUCCUGGAGUACUUCACCAGCCACUCGUGGGAGUGGAACACGGACAACAUGAGCAUGCUGAUGGCCCAGAUGAGCCCUGAGGAUAAGAAGGUCUUUAACUUUGACGUGCGUCAGCUGCACUGGGCAGAGUACAUGGAAAGUUACUGCAUGGGCACCAAGAAGUACGUCCUGAACGAAGAGCUGUCGGGCCUUCCUGCUGCCCGCAAACACCUCAACAAGCUGAGGAACAUCCGCUACACCUUCAACACCAUCCUGGUGGUGCUCAUCUGGCGCGUCUUCAUCGCCCGAUCCCAGAUGGCCCGAAACAUCUGGUACUUUGUGGUGAGCCUCUGCUUCAAAUUCCUCUCGUACUUCAGAGCUUCCUCCACCAUGAGAUAAUGAGCGGGGAGGCGGCUGGCCCGAGGCCGACGAGAGGUUCCUGAAAAGAAGAGCCUCCGGACGAGCCUGGACUUGAUCCUGCUCACCUUCAUCACUCCAACACAGACCGGGCUCGGGUCACUUUAAAGACCCUCCCACUUCUUUUGGAUGAGACUCCGCCCUGAAAUCCCGUCAGGAUUUUAAAACCAAGUUUUCUGCCUGUAAUUUUUUUUUUUUUUUUUGCACAUUGGAGUGUUCACCAUCAGACCAAAGCCGCUCAGGUGGAGAACUCUGCUUCUGGACCAGCAGAGCAGAUGGAGACGCAUUCACCAGUGCCUAAAAACAGACUUGCAAAAGCUUCCUGUUGCGCUUCUUCUUUUGCUGUUACCCUGAAAGCUGAGGGGUGUUUGUCCCGACAGAGCAGCUCAGACCUCUGCGGCCUCCUGUCCUUUUUUAUUUAGCUUCUUUUCGUGUCUGUCUUUGUGUUUCCCUCAGAGCUUCGUCUUGAUGUGUGUGUUCAGCUUGAAUCUAUUUAUUGACCUGACUGCAGAAAGGGUGUUUCUCUGUGUUGGAUUGUUUUGUGCGCCAAGGUCCCCGCCUCCUUUCACAGCUUUGUGUGAACAGGAAGUUGGUGCCUGAAUUUUGUCGCCAAAAAAUAAGAGAAGCCAUCAGAUGUGUGUUUUCUGAAUGAGUGUUCUGCUUUUCUAUGUGCGACUUUUGGAGUCAUAGAAGGUCUUAACUAUGGGUGGUUUACAUGCUGAAGUACAGGAAUGCAGGGGUUUUUGCAGCAGAAUGGACCUACUGUGUGUCACAUGACCUUUUCUGAAUGUCUAAAAAAACUUCUUUGCACAACUGAAGUCUGACUCUGCAGCAAGAGGCCAAACCUGCGGUUACAGCCCGUCAUUUCUGCCACUUUUUGAAGAUGAAACUUUGUUUUUUGGAGUUUGAGUGACCAGAUUUGCUUCCUCUGGAAUAACAGUCAUCUUGUGUUACUAACAUGUCAAAAUGAAUUUGAGGUUGUGAUCUUAGCUUCAUUUAUAAAUGUUCAGGAGUUUCAAGCAGCAUCGUAUCUGUUCUUUGUGACAUUAAAGGGCCAUUAUCGUAGUUCUA